CCGGGGCUCGCGCCGAGGGCUCGCGCCCCUGCCUCGUGCCUGCGCCGCUCGUAUGUAAAUGAGGGCGCGUGACGCGGGACGCAGAUGGACAAGGGAAGAGAGAGAAUGGCCGCUGCCGCCGCCGCUGCUGCCGCCGCCGCCGCCGCUGCUCAGUGCCGGAGCCCUCGGUGCGCGGCGGAGAGGAGAGGAUUCCGGCGGGAACUCGACUCCUGGCGCCACCGCCUCAUGCACUGUGUAGGUUUUGAGAGUAUUUUAGAAGGGCUUUAUGGACCACGGCUACGAAGAGACCUCAGUUUAUUUGAAGACUGUGAACCAGAAGAGCUGACUGACUGGUCUAUGGAUGAAAAAUGUUCAUUUUGUAAUCUACAGAGAGAAGCAGUCAGUGAUUGUAUACCAUCUCUUGAUUCUUCACAGUCAACACCAACGGAGGAACUUUCAUCUCAGGGCCAGUCCAACACUGAAAAGAUUGAAUGCCAAGCAGAAAAUUACCUAAAUGCACUCUUUCGAAAGAAAGAUCUUCCUCAGAACUGUGAUCCUAACAUUCCCUUAGUUGCUCAGGAAUUAAUGAAAAAGAUGAUACGUCAGUUUGCAAUUGAGUAUAUUUCAAAAAGUGGUAAAAUUCAAGAAAAUAGAAAUGGUUCAAUUGGACCAAGUCUAAUAUGUAAAAGUAUCCAAAUGAAUCAAGCAGAAAACUCCCUUCAGGAAGAGCAGGAAGGCCCCUUAGACCUCACUGUGAAUCGAAUGCAAGAACAAAAUACUCAGCAAGGGGAUGGAGUGUUAGAUCUCUCUACAAAGAAAACCAGCAUAAAAUCUGAAGAGUCAUCCAUAUGUGAUCCUUCUUCUGAAAAUUCAAUGGCUGGUUCAACUGUUGAUGCAAAAUCAGAGGAAGCUACUAAAAUGGAAAAAGAAAAAUCAACAUUAAGCAAAGUUUUGGAAUCUUUGUGCAUACAUCAUCAGCAACAAGUUUUGGCCAUGUUGAAAUUUCUAGUCCAAGAGCAAAAUACUGCUUCUCUUUGCUAUUGUAAUACAUCAUAUACUGUGUCUUCAGAAUCUCAAAAGCCCCUAAUCGAAGAUAAGUUACAUGGUCUAUUCUGUAGUGAAUAUAGGCUGGCAGAAAGAGGGUGUUUACAAAAUGAAAGACAGAGCCCUGGUGUUGUGCCUCUGCCAGUCUGUAUUAAAGAUUUACAUUGUUUAUCUUGCCAAACUGUAACUAUUGAACACAUUAAGACAGUAGUGAAUAGAGGAAUUGCGAACAGUUAUAAUUCUCACAGGUGCUGUUCUGGACUAUUACCAAACAUUCACUCUGUAAAAUCAACCCUUCACACUCCUCUUUCAUCAAGGGAAGUAUGUGAUGUCUCAGUCAGUCUUCAGGAUGUUUGUAGAUCUCGAAGUCCAUCACCUCCACCAUUAUCACCCGUACAGACGGAAGGACUUGAAAACUUAAAAGAUGUCGUCUCAGAGCUCUCAGUCUUAGAAAAUAACAGACUUGAAAUAAACAUUAACCAGCCUCCAUUUCUCACACCAGCCGAAAUAAACAGUGAUGAGACCGAUCAUGAAGGUAAAAUACAUAAAACUAAAAAAUUCAGCAUCUCUGAUUCUUUGCUUCUGGAAGACAGUGAUAACUGUACUACAAAUCAGGAAAAAGGUGAAACUACUGUAAUUUUUCAGGACUUAAUGGAUCGUAUUAAUGAAAAAUUAAACUCAAUAGAAACUACAGAUACAGCAAACCUUAUAAAAUUAUCUAGCAGUGAUUGUAAUACAGAUAAUGAUUUAAAGUUAAGAGAUUUAAUAGCCUCUCUCUUGCAUAAUGCCAAGGCCAGUGAUUACAGUUUUAUGGAAUUGCUGAGUCAACAUGAUAAAAAUGUAGAGAAUAAAAUUAUUCAGACAAGAUUUCGAAAGCGUCAAGAAACUUUACUUUCAAUGCACACCUCUCCUGAUUCACCUACGUUUAGAAGGCAGUCUUUGCAAAUAAAACGAGAACUUGCUAGUCUUGAUGAAAAGUUCGUAAGAAAAAAAUACACUGAAAAAAAUUUAAGGAAAUUGACACACAAUGAUGAGGUAUCUUCAAUGGACAGAGAAGAAUUCUGUCAUUGCCAAGGGUCUUUACAAAAUUCUAAAAGUUUGCAGGAUAAUAAUCAUGCAGAAACAUUUUCACCAGAUUGUGCAUUGCAGUCAUUGCAACUACCUCUUCAUAAUUUAGAAACUAACUUAGCUUUUGAUGCUUUUUCAGAAAGCUUUAAAACAACUUCCCCUGGGAAAAUGAGCAUAAGAAAAUUACAGGAGAAAUCUGCAGCUGGAAAAAGACUUUCGCAAAAUCACAAGGAGAAUCCAAAACCGGAGAAAAAUGAAAUUCCUUUGAAAAAUCAUGUGCCUGGACUUUUGAGUAGAACUAAACGACAUAUUGUACCCCCAGGAUGGUAUUCUAUAUAUGUAACAAAUAAUUAUGUUUUCAAAAAAUCCCCCAAGGCCAAAAAAGUUUCUGAAUCUGCCAAAAAAAAAGAUCCAGUGAAAAAUAAUCAAGUUGAAAGCUCACACAAUAUAGAUCUAAACAAAAUUGCGAUGAAUUCUAAUUUACAAGUUGUUGUGGAACGUUUGGAAGAUACAAUAAAUAUGGCCAAAAAGUCUUGGAAUAAUAACUCAUUAUCUGAAGGAUGCAAGACAUCCAAGAAAUUGAUAGAAAUUGAUAGUAAAGAUCAAAAUGCAGGUAGAAAUAUGACUCUAACUGUGAGCAGAAUGACAUGCAAAGAGCAGAGUUUAUCAAAAUCUGUGGUAGCAGCCAGUAAUACCAAAAGCAAUCAUAUACCUGCACUAGAUUUGAAUAGCAAAAGACUUGAUAAUCUGGAAAAGUCCUCUAUUUUAGAUAUGAGUAGCUUGAUUUCUGGUGUUCAAAAUGUGCCAACAAAAUAUGAAGCCAUUGAAACCUCUUCUUUUUCCAGCUAUUCUAGUCCUAUCAAACUCAUGUUUUUAUCUGAGGUUAAAAAUAGUGAAGGAGUCAAAUAUACUUUAACUUCAGUCGGUACUUCCAAGUCAGAUACUGAUCUUCUUUCUGAAAAAUACACAACUCCUCAUAUAACUGAAAAACAACCAGAAACAAAUGAUAUCCCAAAGGCUAACUUUGAAAAUUUUAGUUCUAAUCUUAUUGGUAGGGACACUCUUCGGGGAGAACUAAACAAAUUUAAUUGUGCAAAAGAAACUACAGAAUCCCCUGCAAUUUUUAUAGAUGAUAUGAACAGUGAUAAGCCACAAGACAAACCUAAGGAAAAUCCAAGCGAUGGUAUUGAUUCAUCUUUUAAACGAAAACCAGGCAGACCUAAAAAAAUAGGCCCCCAGGUUGUGAAACAAAUUAAGCGGCCAAUAGGAAGACCACCAAAACCUAAAACCGAUCAAACAGACAUCACCAUUUGCCAAAGUGAAUCUUCUAGUGCUGGAAAGAAAAGCCCAGAAUCCCUCAUAUCAGAAGUUAAAGAAGGUACCUAUAAAAAGAGUAUUACCGUAACUGUUAUUUAUGGAAGAUCAAGAAGAACUAAAAGGCAUGUUUCUGAAGGAACUGUAAACAUAAACAAUGUUAUGUCUUUCAGCAAUAAUGCUGAUUUUCCAACUGAAUGUAAUAGUCUCAGAAAUAUUAGAGAAUACAAAAUUGACUCAGGUGAAAGAAGUGCUAUUUCAAGUUUGACUACUGCAAGUGAAAUCUUGGGGUCUGGCUUUGAAUAUGUUAGACCCAUCAAGAACAAGUGUGUGAUACCUCAACCUUCCAAGAACAUUAUCCGACCAAAUCAGAAGCCUUUUGCAGUGAUUAGGAAGCCUGGUAGACCUGCAAAAGUGAAAAUCUCUGGCAUAUCUGUGACUAUUAAUAGAGUUUCACCUCAGGGGAGAGAAGUAAGUGUUAGCAGCCGCUUGCCUCCUUUAGAACAAGAAAAUAUAUUGGAAAAAAGUCUGGCUGAAGAAAAGUGUGAUCACCAAUGCAAUAAGAUGGACACAAGGCACACUGAUGCUGACCUAUUUAAGGAUGGAUCAAAAAGUAUGGUUGCUACUAUACCUUUGAGACAUUCUAUUAGGGAUAGGAAACCAUCUCUCCAUCUCCUACAUCCAUUAGCAUCUUCUAGCUCACUUAUUUAUAGAAAUGCUCUGCUCCAUAAAUCAUAUAAACUCCAUUUGCAGAAAGGUAAAAAUCAGAAAGAAAAAUAUAGGCAGUCAAUGAUAAAAAUAGCUUCAAAAUGCACCCCUGGGCCUAGAAAUUCAAAUAAUGCAAAAAUGUGUUUGGAAGAUAACAAAAUAAUACCCAUUUCUGAAGUAUCUUUGGACCCUAUAAUUUCAUCAAACCCUUUGCUCAGGUGGUGGGCUGCUUCUACUUCAAAUGAUUCCUUAUUAGAGGAAUUAAACAAUAGAUUUGAGCAAAUAACAAAUGCUUGGGUGCAAGUAAGUGGAGAUGAAGCUGAAAAUUGUGUUCAUAAAAAAAGAGAAUGCAUUGAAAAUGGUAAUUUUAAAAUAGCAAACCCUUUGGAAACCUGUCUUUUAGAACUUGAAGUUUCACCUGUAAAAAUGCUUUUUCGGAAAAAGUAUGAUUUGAAUGAACUCUGUAUCUGGUUUAUGCAAACAACAGAAACACAGUCUCUUUCACUAGUUAGAAAAGCAAAUGCUCGAAACCCUUUGGAAGUAAUAAAUACCAGAGGAAUUAAAUUAGGGACCAAAUAUUCUCAUUUUAACACCAGCCCCUUCAGAAAGCACUUUAAAAAAUUUGCACUAUCUUCUCCUUCAAAAUCAGCAGGGAAGUUGCAGAUACUGCAUAAAAUGGUUAGCUCUCCACUGUUAAAUGUGAAAAGUAAUUUAACAUUAGCUAGAUUAAAAAGAACUGAGUUUAAGAGGUUGCAACAUGAAAGGUGGAAAAGAGAGGGAAAGCUGCACAACCAUGGAACAGUUGAUUGGAUCUCUAAAAGAAGCAACUUACGAUUUUUCUACCAGAAUCAAUUUUUUAAAAAGACUGAGGGGGAAACAAAUGCUGACAUCCCACUCCAAGGAAAAAACACCGUAGAUAAUCAGUUUAUUUUGCCACCUGAGAUCAGAGAUGACUCUUUGCAACAGAAGGCGGCAAAGUCUGACUUGAAAACACAUGCUAAUUUAGAGAAUAAUUUUAAGUCAGAAGCGAAGGAGAAUGGAACAAAUUGCUGCCAAAAAGAUUUUGAAAAAGGACCAAGACUAGGAAAUGUAUAUCCAAAUAACUGGAGGUCAAAAACCUUAAAAGAUUGUAGAAUAUUUUUGAGGAAGAUCAACUAUCUUGAACACAGAAAUACUUUUAAGCUAAAUACGAUCAUUUACUCUCCUGAAUCUACUGACAAUGGAACUAAUCAUCAGACUCACAUAGAAGAAUCAAAGCGCUUUACCUUAAGAUCCCACACUGCUAGGCAAAAUUCUUUUAAAAAGCCAUCUAAAGAAAUAGAAAAUGCUGAAACAAAUAGUCCUUCAACCAAUAAAUUUCCUGGCCAACUUGACAAUAGUAAAUUAAGUAAAUGUGUUAAUUAUGACAAGAAUCCUGAUAGUUCUGACGUUCUUAGCAAAUUGAACAAAAGAAAAAGACCACCAUGGAAGACCACAGAAAUGUCAACAAAAAGAUAUAAACGACAGUCUUGCAACAGUGGACAAAUGGCAAACUAUUAUUCAAAAUCCCAACUAGGAGACAGUGAACUAGAUUCCAUGGAUAUAAAGAUGAGGAUUUCUUUCCAGAGAUAAUCUGUAGCCUAGCAAGGGAGAAAGUCAUAUACAGGUAAUUUUAAGCAUGCUACAAAUGAAACCUGAUGAGAAACUGAAUUUGUCUGAUGGGAACACAGCAAGUUGCCCUUUGAGCCCCG
Molecule: messenger RNA, 5843 nt
Organism: Suricata suricatta (meerkat)
Lineage: Eukaryota; Metazoa; Chordata; Mammalia; Carnivora; Herpestidae
Gene: LCORL
Product: ligand dependent nuclear receptor corepressor like
Exons: 9
Coding region: 85-5724 (1879 amino acids)
Biological process (GO): regulation of transcription by RNA polymerase II
Cellular component (GO): nucleus
Molecular function (GO): DNA binding
Source: RefSeq, a predicted model, not a curated record